Messenger RNA from Papaver somniferum (opium poppy), 657 nucleotides. Its product is annotated as inositol hexakisphosphate and diphosphoinositol-pentakisphosphate kinase VIP2-like. The transcript has 6 exons. The record is from RefSeq and is a predicted model, not a curated record. Gene Ontology annotation, molecular function: inositol hexakisphosphate kinase activity; 5-diphosphoinositol pentakisphosphate 1-kinase activity; diphosphoinositol pentakisphosphate kinase activity. NCBI's taxonomy places the organism in Eukaryota, Viridiplantae, Streptophyta, Magnoliopsida, Ranunculales, Papaveraceae. The annotation marks the transcript as partial. Gene Ontology annotation, biological process: inositol phosphate biosynthetic process; inositol metabolic process.
UGUUCUUAUUGGAUUGCUACUGUUAAGGUUUCACUUGUGAGCAAAGACUCUUCUAUGUUGGAUGGGCUAGAAAAUGCCAGCAUUGAAAUGGAAGGAGCUAAGGCUAGGUUGAAUGAGAUUAUAACUGCUGGAGCAAAAUCAUCCCAUGGCAGUGGAACUGCAGAGUUUCCCUGGAUGGUUGAUGGUGCUGGACUGCCUUCCAAUGCAAGUCAACUUCUACAAAAUUUGGUCCAAUUGACUAAAAAAGUUACUGCACAAGUAAAACUACCCUCAAUAGAUGAGGACGAGGAGCUUGCAGAGACAAGCUCAUUUGCGGAUGCAGUGCUUCCAUAUGACCAAGCAAAGGCCCUAGGGAAGGUUAACAUUGAUGUUGGUCGAAUUGCUGCAGGCUUGCCUUGUGGUAGUGAGGGUUUUCUUUUGAUGUUUGCUCGCUGGAAAAAGCUUGAGAGAGAGUUGUAUAAUGAACGCAAGGAACGGUUCGACAUUAAACAAAUCCCAGACGUUUAUGACUCCAGCAAAUAUGACCUCUUGCAUAAUGCACAUCUCAAUCUAGAAGGGUUGGAUGAGCUCUUCAAAGUUGCUCAGUUACUUGCUGAUGGUGUCAUCCCAAAUGAGUACGGGAUAAAUCCAAAGCAGAAACUCAAAAUCGGCUCAAAG